CCAGACUCUUUUCUUUCAUCCCCAUUCUCAACGCCCGCGUAUUUUACGUUCCACGCGAAACUUUUGGCUAAGCGGACCCGCCCACUUUUUGCGAACGGUUACCGUAAACUUUCAUUAACCUCGGUGGAAAACAAAUUGUUAAAUGUAUUAAAUGUUUCUAAAUAAAAUAUAAAUAUUGACAGUUUUUUAGCUUUUAAUAAUAAAAAGUUUAAUGUGAAGUUUCGUAGUGAUAGUGCCUAAGUAAUUUUUUAGUGAAUUUUUAUGUGAUGUGCUCGUAAUUUUCUUAACGUUCAAGAUGCCGUGGUAUAUUAUAGGAUUAUUUUUAUGGUCUUGUGGACUUCCUGCUGCUUUAAUUCAAGGAUCUUCAUUGACCUAUGGAAUGCAAGCGAAUCUAUUCCAAGCUAUCGGCACUUCGGGGAGUGUGAGUGUGAGCGCCCAGGCCCUCGUAACCGGUAAGGCAUCGCUCCCCUGCGAUUUGACCGCAUCAGCGCCAAACGACAGCGUGGUUUUAGUCGUCUGGUACAAGAACGAACACACUCCGAUAUUCAGUUAUGAUACUAGAGGUGCAUACAAAACCAAGCCGAAACUAUGGACAGAUGAUCGUUUGAAUGGGAGAGCUCAUUAUCAUAUGGUGGUCGAACCUUCUACAUUGAGCAUAGACAAUAUUAGUGAGGAGGAUGAGGGCGAAUACCGAUGCCGCAUAGACUAUUUAAAAUCACCCACAAAGAAUUUACGAGUAUGGCUAACCGUUAUUGUUCCUCCCUCUGCGCCCAUUAUCGUCGAUAGCCAUGGCAAAGAAGUGGGUCAAUAUGCGGGACCUUACGAGGAAGGAGGUGACCUCAAGCUCAUUUGUCGUGUUCAAGGAGGAAAACCGAAGCCGACAAUAAAGUGGUGGCACGAAGGGAAACUGAUCGAUUCGUCGGAUAUAAGCAGCAGGAGCAGCGGUUCGGAGAACGUGCUGUCUAACCAGCUUGCGAUACACAACUUACAGAGGUCGCAUCAGCACGCCACAUUCACUUGUCAAGCUUCCAAUAAUAAUAUCAGUCAACCCCUAUCGGCCACCACAUCUGUCGAUAUUUAUUUUCGGCCAUUGACUACGGAAAUCCUGAGCAGUAAUCAGCCAUUUAGCGCGGACCGAAAAUAUGAUGUUCCUUGCCAAACAUGGGGAUCCAGACCUCCGGCGAAAAUUGCUUGGAUUAUGGACGGCAAAGAAUUGAAGCCUCCGAAGUAUAACGUCACUUUUAAGGAGUCUGACGAUGGUAACUCUAGUAUCUCAACUCUUUCUUUUAUCCCUAUGAGGCAGGAUAAUAAUCGUGCUUUGAUAUGUCGCGCGACUAAUCCAAAACUGAAAAAGGCAUUUCAAGAAACUAGUUUGCAGCUGAAUGUUUAUUAUGCUCCGAUUUUGUAUUUAUCGCUCGGAUCCAACCUAAAUCCGGAAGAUAUAGAAGAAGGUGACGACGUGUAUUUCGAAUGUAAAGUCAACGCGAAUCCGACGGCUUACAAAGUCGUCUGGAAGCACAAUAACCAAUUGAUGCAAGCAAAUCAAAAAUCCGGAAUUAUCAUGAGCACCACAGCAUUAGCCUUACAAGGUGUGACAAGAAAUCAGGCCGGUAACUAUUCCUGUGUGGCUUCUAAUGUAGAAAAUGAUGGAGUCAGCAAUAUUGUUCAAUUGAAAAUUAUGUAUAAACCGAUUUGCCGAAAAAAUCAAAAAUUAAUUUAUGGCGUGGCCAGACACGAGAACGCAAAAAUUUUAUGCGAAGUGGAAUCUUAUCCGCCUCCGGACAGUUUUAGUUGGUCCUUUAAUAAUUCAGCGGAGACUAUCGAGGUCCCUCAAACGAAAUAUAAUUCUGAUGAAUUUCGAUUUUCGUCGACUUUGACAUACACUCCUGUUACUGAACUCGAUUAUGGAACCGUAAUGUGUUGGGCCAAUAACUUAGCAGGAAAACAGCAGGAACCAUGCAUUUUCCAUAUAAUAGGUGCCGGAAAACCAGAUCCAUUACACAACUGUUCGAUUGUAAAUAGGACGAACGACUCUUUGGAGGUAGAAUGCGAUGAGGGCUUUGAUGGAGGUCAACCCCAGUAUUUCUUGUUAGAGGUAUACGACAGGAAAAGUGGCGUCCUGCAGGCGAACGUCUCGUCGAAAUUUCCUUUAUUUAUAGUGAGCGGUCUGGACCCCGGAAAAGAGCUGAAAAUGUUAAUGUACGCGGCGAACAGCAAAGGCCGGAGCGAGCCCGCACUCCUCGAAGGAUUUACGCUGAAACUGGCGGAAAAACAGACAGUUCUCUCGUUGGGCACUCGAGAUCAACUGGAAAUCGCCCCGGUAUUAGGGAUACUCACCGGGAUCGUAACCGUCUUAUUGCUCAUCACUGUCAUUGUGUUGGCCGCCAUUAAGUUACGAGAAAAUAGAAGAAGGGCCCGAGGAUCCGGUGACGGCAGCAGGGCGGCCCUCAGGCCCAGAUUUUUGGCCGUUAAGGAUAAGGUCACCUUGCCGCUAAGAUCCGACUCCGAGGAUUUGUUUGAAAAGGACGAUAAAAAUCCGGACGUCGUGCCUUCGAAUAAAGGAUCUGACUACCAGUUAGGAUCAGCAGCUGAAACACCAGGACUGAACAACUUGGUCAUAUCAGUAACAGGAAAUCAAGUUAAUCCCUUCAAAAGGUCAACGUCUCCUCCUAUCAAUGCUUCAAACAAUUUGACUCCUUUGGCAGAAGCGUACAUGGCCAGAAAUAAGACCAACUUUGAUCAAUCAAAUCCACCGAGUGACGAAGUAGUUUAUGCUGAACUACAACUGACUAGACCGAACUCGUUGGACCCGAUUAAAAAUAGCGCACAACCUGCGUACAACAACCCCGCUCAGCAAUACGCGACUUUGCGAAAAGGUGAGAAAGAUUCGACGAUCUACACUCAAAUCGACCAUGGUCGUAGACCCCCUCCACCUGUUCCAAACAGUCGAACAUCACCGAUCAUCUCUCCAGUGACGGCGAUAUUUCCCAUCACAAAAGGGAUGUACCACAGAGAAGUCGUUACUGUGAGGACGCCCCUGAUGGGAUGUCAGCAAGAAAGUUGCGUUUAAUUUAUAUAAUAAAUAUCUUCGUUUAACUUUUUUACACUUAUGACGUAAGGUAUGUUAGAUUUUUUGACAGUUAUCAAGGAAGGGAGAAGCCAUAGUGUACUUACCUUUAUUUUGUUAUAUUGUUUAUUAUAGUACGACUUCUUUGUGAUAUGUUUUACGGUUGGUAUAUCAUGAUGCGAUUAUUAUUUAAAAUUUUGUCUAGUAAGCAACCCUUUUAUUCUAAGAUAUGCAAACUGUUUAGCAUAGCAAACGGCCCUCAAACAACUUAUAAAGGCUUAAAUAAAUAUUUGUAAAGUUUCGGGGUGCUGUCGUUAAAUUAUGCACAUACUUAGCGUAUAUGCAAAUUAAGUUUUCGUUUCUAUCGAUAUCGACCCGGGGGAAACUUCUUCGCGUCUCUAAUUUGCUUAAACUUUAGGCUCCGAUUUAUGUCUUUCGAACCAAUUUACUUUAACUAUUAGCCAAAUCUGUUUUAUUAUAUUCAGCUGCAUUAUUAGACAACGAUGAACUUGUACAAAGCGGAAAUUCCUUUCUGUAGAAUAAAAAUUAAAUAAAUCUUGACAUUUAAAGCUAUUCAAUUAUAAGGUAAAGUUAAUUAUUAGUCUUAUAUUGUAGUGUAACUUUUCUAUUAUUACUAUUAUUAUUCUCAAAGUUCUAGUCAAUGUUAAUUAUAUAUUAAAUAUUUAUAAGCAAAAAUAGUAUGUAGGGUAUCAUUAAAAUAGAGUGAAAAA
Molecule: messenger RNA, 3798 nt
Organism: Anthonomus grandis grandis
Lineage: Eukaryota; Metazoa; Arthropoda; Insecta; Coleoptera; Curculionidae
Product: synaptogenesis protein syg-2
Exons: 16
Coding region: 296-3070 (924 amino acids)
Molecular function (GO): protein binding
Source: RefSeq, a predicted model, not a curated record